CUAUGGGCAACUGCACAACUCUUCUUCUACACAAGUUUUGAUAAAUCUCCUUCAAUUUGAUUUUAUGCUGAGGAUCCAGGGCAGUGUUUUCCAACCUUGUGGCUCUUUAGCAAAACUACAACUCCCAUCAUGCCGUAGUUUUGAAAAACCCAGAGAGUCCACAGGGUGGAGAACUGUGCUCUUAGUCCAUGGCCUCUACUCAUUUUGGGGGCGAGAAAUGACCCUAUUUGACGCUUCAAUAAUGUAUUUUGGCAGCAGAAACUAACAAGAGCGAGCCGUAAGCCCGGAACGCGUGUUCGACUCUAUUGUUUCCGGGGGGAGUCUUGUUUGGUUGCACGCACGUGGAAGUGACAGGCUCGCGGCGGCAGUGCCGGGUAUCUGUGUGUACGCGCUCACUUUGAUUUAGUAACAUACUAAUGCCCAGACAAAAUACUCAAGCUCAGAAGUUUUUCUCCUAGUGAAGUCAACAGCAUUUUCUUGGCCAAAAUGGAUGAAGAACCAGAAAAAACUAAGAGAUGGGAAGGUGGCUAUGAGAGAACUUGGGAGGUUCUCAAAGAAGAUGAAUCUGGAUCACUGAAGGCUACAAUUGAUGAUAUUCUGUUCAAGGAUAAAAGGAAAAGAGUGUUUGAACAUCAUGGACAGGUCCGCCUGGGAAUGAUGCGUCACAUGUUUGUGAUAAUUGACGGAUCCAGAACAAUGGAUGAUCAAGACCUAAAACCCAACAGACUUAUUAGCACUUUAAAAUUGCUGGAAUAUUUUGUGGAUGAAUACUUUGAUCAAAACCCUAUAAGUCAGGUUGGACUUCUUGUCACUAGAAAUAAAAGAGCUGAAAAGCUGACCGAGCUUGCUGGUAACCCCAGGCAGCAUAUAGCAGCACUGAAGAAAGCCGUAGACAUGACCUGCAGUGGCGAGCCUUCCCUGUACAAUUCUCUCAACCUUGCGCUGCAGACACUAAAACACAUGCCUGGACACACAAGUCGUGAAAUCUUGGUGAUUUUUAGCAGCCUGACAACAUGUGAUCCAUCCAAUAUAUAUGACAUUAUUAAGUCCCUAAAAGCCAGCAAAAUCAGGGUGUCUGUUAUCGGGCUUUCUGCAGAGGUGCGAGUCUGCACUGUGCUUACUAAGGAGACUGGAGGAGCUUAUAAUGUCAUUUUGGAUGAGAGUCACUAUAAAGAGCUUCUGAUGCACCAUGUCAGUCCUCCAGCAAGUAACGGCUCUGAGUGCUCCCUUAUACGCAUGGGCUUCCCUCAGCAUACAGUGUGUUCUCUCUCUGAUCAAGAUGCAAAGCCUUCAUUUAGCAUGGCGCACCUGGAUAGUAACAGUGAACCAGGCCUCACCCUUGGUGGCUAUUUCUGCCCUCAGUGCAAAGCCAAAUACUCUGAACUUCCUGUGGAAUGCAAAGUUUGCCGCCUUACAUUAGUGUCUGCUCCUCACCUGGCUCGUUCAUAUCAUCACUUGUUUCCUUUGGAUGCUUUUAAAGAAGUUACCCUAGCAGAAUAUGAAGGGGAGAGGUAUUGUCGAGGCUGUGAUGGAGAACUGAAUGAUCAGCAAGUUUACAUCUGUACAGUAUGUGACUGCGUCUUCUGUGUGGAGUGCGACUUGUUCAUUCAUGACUCCUUACAUUGUUGUCCUGGGUGCAUUCAUACACAGCCAAACUCAAUGGUAUCAUGAGGAUAAGUCUUGUGUAUAGAUCUGUCCUCGAUGAAAUAACAGAACUUGUCUUGUGCUAUUUCCAUCACUGUUGCUUUGCACAAGCCACAUAUAAAGAAACACUUGAAUUCUGUGAAAUCAACAACUAUUAUGGAUGGAUGAUCUAUAUUGAAUGCCACUGGACACUAUGUUGGAUGAAAAAAGAAUUAAUGGAGAGAUCUUCCCAUCACAUAACGUGAAAUGCUUUAUUAUUUGUCACCUGUUUCAUUCAAUAGGUUCUGGAUGGCAUGCAUUUUACUGCAUUCCCUUAAAGGGGUUGUACUGUAAUAAAAAAAAAAGGCAAUUAAUUGUCAUACAGGUCUGAUCAUGGAAGUCCACCAAUCCUAAAGACAGCCUGUGAAUGUGCUGACCUCCCAGAGGAGAAAUGGUUGUUUAUGCACACUUACACUACUUUUACAAAGAUAGAGUUAGAACAGUCAGAAGUUUCCAUAAGUGCAAAAAUAGUUGUUGGAAUUUUUAAAAACUGUAUUACUCAAUUCAUUAAGCACAAACCGGAACUAGCCAAAAAAAGGAGGGGGGGGGGAGAAUAAACUUUUAUUUGCACCACUGUCCCAGUGCCGCUGCCACUUCCCUGCCGGCCUUGGUGGUCUCUUCCUGCAUGUAUGGCAAAUGACAGCUUUUGUCUGCAGUAAGUCAUGAGCACUUGACGUGACCCCCAACGUAGCAGUCUAGGCGGUAGACCUCACGUGUGGUGAAUUAAGGAGUGAGUAGGGAGGCCCUCGCUGACAUUCAUAAUUGAGAUAAGUAGACAGGGAGGGAAUUCCCCCCCCCUAUUAGGUAGAAGCCCUAUAAGAUAGGAAGGUAGGGAAUUCCAAAUUAGGUAGAAGCCCCCAGUAGGUAGAGAAUCCACCCUAUUAGGUAGAACCCCUCCAGAAGAUAGGUAGGUAGGGAGUCCCCCUUUUAGGUAGAAGCCUACAGUAGUCAGGUAGAUAGGGAACCUCCUGUGCUGAAGCAUCUGCAUCCUCUGCUCUUUUUUGUGGUGCAGGACCUACUGCUGCAGACUGCUUGAUGACAUAAUUUCAUUGUGUGACAUGUCCUGCACCGCUCUGGAUAAUGGAGAGGAUGAUUAAAAGGCCUCCGAGCAUAUCUGUGAGUAUGGGGAACAUUUGCACGAGUGCAAGUACUUGUAUCAGCAGUAUCAGGACAUCACUAGUGCUGAAUAAAGUUUAUUUUUUAUUUUUUUCCUUUUAAACCAUUUUAAAGGGAAACUGACAAACGAAUGAACUUCACUAAACUGAAUAUACAGGUGGUUAGUGUGGAUGAUCCGAAGUAAAACAUUGUAUUCCUUACUCCAAUUUGUUCAGCUUUUCCAAAGAUAUAGCGCAAUCUUGCAAUAUGCUAAUGAACUCUUAACUGCACUGGAGGCGGGUCUGAAGACUAUCUGCACCUCUGACACUGUCCCCUGGGUCCUGUUCGCACCACCCCACUUAUCCCACUUAUUAUUCAGGUUAGUGGGGUUAAUCCAUCUGUCAGUUUUCUUUCAAAGACUAUCUCCACCAGGACCAGUCUGUUUUGCUUACUGAUUGUGUUCCCCCGCUAACAGGUAAAAUUUCAUGCAGGUCUCCUAGGACACAACCCUUGUAAAAGUCUAAUGUUUAGCCUGUUAAGAAAUUUUUGUUCUAUUUUUUUUACAUAUUAAAAUCAUUCCUGUGGAUUCUG
Messenger RNA from Hyla sarda, 3369 nucleotides. RefSeq names its product general transcription factor IIH subunit 2 (gene GTF2H2). Gene Ontology annotation, molecular function: zinc ion binding. Lineage: Eukaryota; Metazoa; Chordata; Amphibia; Anura; Hylidae. The record is from RefSeq and is a predicted model, not a curated record. Bases 487 to 1671 code for a protein of 394 amino acids. Gene Ontology annotation, cellular component: transcription factor TFIIH core complex; transcription factor TFIIH holo complex. The transcript has 16 exons. Gene Ontology annotation, biological process: regulation of transcription by RNA polymerase II; DNA-templated transcription; nucleotide-excision repair.